GCCGUCGUCGGAGGCGAUUACGUAAUCGACCAUCCGGAAGACCUGCUGGUCUACGAAUAUGACGGUUCCGUCGACCGCUCGAUGCCCCGGGCGGUCGUCCUGCCGGCCAACACCGAACAGGCCAGCCAGGUUAUAUCCCUCGCCUACGCGGCCGGCGUUGCCGUCGUGGGGCGCGGCAGCGCCACCGGACUCAGCGGCGGCGCCAUCACGCCCCCGGACGGUUUGCAGAUCGCCUUCCCCAGGAUGAACCGCAUCCUGAACGUCGACACCGCCAACCGCACUGCGCUGGUUGAGCCUGGUGUCAUAAACCUGGAUCUGGAUAUCCACGUUCGCAAGUUUGGGAUGCGCUAUGCCCCUGAUCCUUCCAGCCAGCGGGCCUGCAGUCUGGGCGGCAACAUCGCCGAAAACGCUGGCGGCCCCCAUUGCCUCGCCUACGGCACCACCACCAACCACGUGAUCGGCAUGGAGGUCAUCCUGGAGGACGGCCAGGUGGUCGAGUUGGGUGGCAUGGCCCGCGAAACGGUCGGCUACGACCUACGCGGCGCAUUCGUCGGCUCAGAGGGUACAUUCGGCAUCGCCACGAAAAUCCUGGUGCGGCUGCUGCCCGUGCCGGAAUCGUGUCAGCAAAUCGUGGGCCACGGGAUCAUCCCGGCCGCGCUGGAAAUGAUCGACGCAUUGAGCAUCAAAGCGGUGCAAAACGUCACCGACGCCGGUUAUCCCAACGACGCCGGAGCCGUGCUGCUGAUCGAACUGGAAGGGCUACACGAAGAGGUCGAAGAGCUUAGCCUCGAAGUAGAGUCCGCACUGUGGGACACCGGAGCCGCCGAUGUCCGCAUCGCCGAAGCCGACGACGAACGCGAGCGUCUCUGGGUUGGUCGCAAAACGGCGUUCGGCGCCUUUGGAACCAUUGCCCCGAACUACUACCUGGUUGAUGGCGUGGUUCCCCGAACUCGCCUCACGCAGAUGCUCCGCAAGGUAACCAGCGUCAGCGAGCGAUACGGCAUCACCAUCGCCAACGUCUUCCACGCCGGCGAUGGCAAUCUGCACCCCUGUAUGCUAUUCGACGCCCGCGACCCUGGCGUCAUGGAAAACGCCAUGGCCGCUGCCGCCGAAUUGAUGCAGGAGUGCGCCGCUCUGGGCGGAACGCUCAGCGGAGAACACGGCAUCGGCCUGGAAAAAAAGGAAUUCAUGCCCCUCGUUUACACGGACGAGGAUAUGGCGGCGAUGCAGCGCACCCGAAACGCCUUUGCGCCCGAAAACAGGCUGAACCCGGGCAAAAUCUUCCCCGACGGCUCCUAUUACCAUCCCUCGCCACAUCCGGCCAGCCACACCGCCGGAUUGUACGCGUGA
Geodia barretti is the source of this 1350-nucleotide messenger RNA. The record is from the annotation of a GenBank genome assembly. NCBI's taxonomy places the organism in Eukaryota, Metazoa, Porifera, Demospongiae, Tetractinellida, Geodiidae.